AUGGCAACAGUGGGCAGUAAAAGCGGUACCAACGACGGAAAUGAACCUCAGUACUGCCUUUGCAAUAGAGGGAGCAGUGGUAUCAUGAUCCGAUGCGACAAUGUCGACAGUUGUAAACUUAAAUGGUUCCAUCUGGAAUGCGUGGGUCUUUCUGCUGCUCCUUCAUCAAAAGAUAAGUGGUAUUGUCCCGAUUGUCGUGGCCAUCUUCAUACCGAGGAGGAAGAAAGUAUACCACCGCGGCUGCUUCAGGUAUCAGCAGGAGAAUUGAUGCGCAUUCGCAGUCAAAAACCCAGGUUGGCCGAUGUCCCAGACGAUAGGCUCAGGGAGAUGAUUGUCAGUGUGAAAAAGAGUAAAUGGAAAACGCAGCAGCAACACCGAGUCCAGGAAAACCAACAGCAUGCUGGUUCUAAUCACAUUAACAUGGCCCUGCCGGAUGAGCCAGCCUGGAACCCAGCAAAGAUUUUUGAGUAG
Messenger RNA from Trichoderma virens Gv29-8, 471 nucleotides. RefSeq lists its product as uncharacterized. The transcript is spliced from 2 exons. Gene Ontology annotation, cellular component: nucleus; Rpd3L complex; Rpd3L-Expanded complex. NCBI's taxonomy places the organism in Eukaryota, Fungi, Ascomycota, Sordariomycetes, Hypocreales, Hypocreaceae. The record is from RefSeq and is a predicted model, not a curated record. Bases 1 to 471 code for a protein of 156 amino acids. Gene Ontology annotation, biological process: regulation of DNA-templated transcription.